UCCAAGUCCGAUUGGAUUUGGAGUCUGAUACUUCAACCAAUUGGAUUAGGUUCGAGGUUUGAUAUCUUAGUGGGAGAAAUCAUAAUGGUGGGAGAAAUCAUCAUGGCCCCGAAAAAGACACUCCUCGCUGGGUUUACAGUUGUUCUGAUGAGCAUUUUAUCCACCAGUGUCCUCUCCGACGACAAUUGUCCAAUUCCGGCAGAGAAGGGACAAGUGGAGAGUUGGUUUAAGACCAAUGUGAAACCGUUCAACGAGCGGAGGGGAACUUUGAACCCUGCCAUUGUGAAGGCAGAGGGCCAACCUAAAGUGAUGAAGGUGUGUAAAGAUGGAAGUGGAGAAUUCAAGACGGUGAUGGAAGCAAUUAAGAAAAUCCCAGAUGGGAACACUCAACGAGUGAUCAUCCAGAUUGGCCCCGGAAACUACACCGAGAAAAUCACCAUUGAUAGGAAGAAGCCGUUUGUCACGUUGAUGGGUACUGAUCCCAAAAAUAAGCCAUUUUUGAUUUUUGGAUGUACUGCAGCCCUAAACGGAACUGCGGAAAGUGCUGCUGUGAUUGUUGAUUCUGAUUACUUCAUGGCUGUUAAUAUAAAUUUUAAGAAUUCGGCACCAAGACCGGAAGUGGGGGCCAAGAAUAAGCAGGCGUUGGCUUUGAGACUUGGCGGCGACAUGUCAGCAAUUUAUAACUGCAACAUGUAUGGAUUUCAAGACACCCUUUUUGAUUACAAGGGCAGACAUUUCUUCAAGGACUGCUAUAUUGAAGGCACUUGUGAUUUCGUCUUCGGCGAUGCGAAAUCUUUAUAUGUGAACACUGAAUUACAUGUAAUUCCUGGCGACAAUGUGGCGUUUAUUACGGCAAAUGGUAAAAAAGACGAUCAAUCAGACACCGGCUACUCAUUUGUCCAUUGCAAUGUAACUGGUGUUGCUGCUAGUAACGGUAUCUUGGGCAGAGCUUGGUUCCCUCACUCCAAGGCGAUAUUUUCCUACAGUACAAUGAGCGAGGUGGUCAAGGCUGAAGGAUGGUCAGAAAACUUGGACCAUGAAAAUGAGAAGACGGUUUAUUAUGGAGAAUUCAAGAACAAUGGUCCAGGGGCAGAUACUAAAGGCAGAGUUAAAUUCGCCAAGCAGCUAAGUGAGGCAGAAGCUAAACCCUAUAUAUCCCUUGCCUAUAUAGAGGCUUCCAAGUGGCUGCUUCCUUGUGAUUCAGCAGCUUCACCUUCACCUUCAGGAAAAGGUUCAUCGUUAGCGGAAGCAGCUCCAACAAAAGGUUCGUCUUCAGCUGAAGCAGUUCCAAAAACCGGAGCAGUUCAAGCAGCUCCCAAAACAGGAACAACUCAAGCAGCCCCAAAAAAAGGAGCAUGAUUUUUGGUCUUGGUGUUGUAUUUCAAGGUCUUUCAUUUUCUGCUGUGUAAGAGACUUGUUUUUCACGUUCAAAAGGGUUGAACAUGGAAUGAGUGAGUACCAAGGCCUGUUGGCUUUUGCUCUAAUAACAAUUGGAAGUAGGUGGGCUACACACAACUCCAUACUUAGGAAGAGAAAUAUAUGGACGAAUAAUUGGAAAUAUUUUUAUUCCACUUAUAGUAU
Messenger RNA from Cornus florida, 1581 nucleotides. Its product is annotated as pectinesterase 1-like. Gene Ontology annotation, molecular function: pectinesterase activity. NCBI's taxonomy places the organism in Eukaryota, Viridiplantae, Streptophyta, Magnoliopsida, Cornales, Cornaceae. Bases 85 to 1359 code for a protein of 424 amino acids. The record is from RefSeq and is a predicted model, not a curated record. The transcript is spliced from 4 exons. Gene Ontology annotation, biological process: cell wall modification.